Molecule: messenger RNA, 1365 nt
Organism: Emiliania huxleyi CCMP1516
Lineage: Eukaryota; Haptophyta; Isochrysidales; Noelaerhabdaceae
Exons: 10
Coding region: 56-1198 (380 amino acids)
Source: RefSeq, a predicted model, not a curated record
CGCGCCCUCGCACUCAGAUCCAAAACAACGUACGAGCAAAAACUCGAUCGGCAUCAUGUCAGAGAACCAGAUGACAGUGAAGGUCGGCAUCGUGUCGGCCAAAGACGGCCUCAUCAAUGUCGUCAACUCCGAGUCGAAGUCGCCUCCGCUCCUCGGAGCUAAGGCGGCGAGCGGCGCCAAGAACGCACCCGCUGAGGACGUGACCGUGGCCGAGUCCGGCGCGUCAAUCAAGGAGUUUCCGGUGGAGGAGCCCGCCCCGGCGGGCGUCGCCGACUGGAACGUCUCGACCAAGGAGGUUCCAGAGGAGUUUCCAGAUCCGGCCGGCGAAAAGGCCGUCGGCAUCCCGCCCGAGAGCGAGCCCGGCCCGCUCAAGGACGGCAUUGACGCGGGCGGCGGCAACGUCGCGGGCGAGUUGUCGCCGAUGAAGUCCUUCGCGAAGGUCGGAAUCGUGCCGGCUGACGACGGCCGCAUCACGAUCGUCAUCUCCGAGUCGGUGUCGCCUUCGCUCCUCGGAGCCAAGGCGUGCGGCGUCAAGAACGUCAAGGACAUCCCCGUGGCAAAGUGUGGCACGGAGGACGUCCUCAAGAAGGACCCGGCCGCGGAAAAGGCGCCUGACGCGGGCCCGGUCGACUCGGACAAGGCCAAGGCCAUGUUCGCCGCCCACGCGCCGAGCCCGCCCGCCGUUUUCUGGUCCAAGUUUGAGCGCCCGGCCGCCGGCGCCAUCAAGGGCGCCCUCAAGAAGGACAUUCCUGCCGCAAAGACUGGCGCGGAGGCUUCCGUUGACGAGACCGGCGUCAUCAAGAACGACCCGGCGCUCGAGCCGGUCAACAAGAUCGACACGGCUCUAAAGCAGGCGGCGGUUUGCGGCGAGACGCUGCCGUCGAUCAAGGAGUUUCCGGAGGAGGAGCCCGCCCCAGCGGGCAUCGACGAGUGGGCUCUCAAGCCGGCGGCGGCCGGCGGCGAGAUGCAGCCGUCGAUCAAGGAGUUUCCGGAGCCCGCCCUGGCGGGCGACGACGGCUGGACCGUCUCGGCCAAGGAGUUUCCAGAGGAGAAGCCCGCCCCGGCGGGCGAGCCCGACUGGAUCGUCUCAACCUCGCGCAACAAGACCGAGCGCAAGGGCGAUGUCACGUCCGACACCAAAAGCAGUGGUCUCACCGGCGGGCCCUCCUACUGCCAACCGGGCUCGAAGGCGCAGUGAACACAACCGCCUCGAGCGUACGCUCAAACACGAGCCGAGGGUGGAGGAGGGGCGGCGGCGAAGAGGCGGGAGAGCUGGGUCCGUGCGCUCUGCUGCUGGGGGGGUCAGGACCCCCCCCCUAGCAGCAGGGAUGGCUUUAGAUGUGCAGGGGGGGUAGCGAGCAGUGU